UCCCAACGGUCUCGCUGUGUCGUCAUCAGCGAGCGCCGCAGCCAAAAUGGUAGCUUGUUUCUGUUGUUGUUGUUGUUGAAAUGUUCGCGUAAAAGCGGUGCAGGUUUUAUUAAAGCAUCCAGCGAUUCCCGGCAAAAUGUCUGACGAGGAGAAGGAGAAAGGUGAAGGGCGGAAUUUCUUCAUGACCUACAGCGACAGCGACCUGAGCGACAGCAGCGACUCGGACGACGGAGAGCAGAAACCGUCGCAGAAGAAGAAGAAGCUCGAUGAAAAAGCUGGAUCAUCAGGUGGAGAGGUGAAAAGCGGAAGUGGGGGAGUUCCGUUACCUAAACCGGAUGAGCUUUUCAGGUCGGUGUCCAAGCCCGCUUUCCUUUACAACCCGCUAAAUAAACAGAUCGACUGGGAGAGCCGCAUCGUUAAAGCUCCUGAAGAGCUUCCUAAGGAGUUUAAGGUGUGGAAGAACAACGCCGUUCCUCCUCCUCAGAGUUACGAGGUGAAGGAGAAGAAGGGUCCGCCUCCCGGCAUGGACAUGGCCAUAAAAUGGUCCAGCGUGUACGAGGACAACGGCGACGACGCUCCUCACCGACAAACAGAGCAGGCCCGGUUCCUGCCUGACGAUGAGCUCGCACAAUCUGAUGAUGACGAUGAUGAUGAUGAAAACGCAGAGAGGAAGUCCAUGUCGGCUAAGAAGCGUAGAGUGGAGACGUUCCAGCAGAAAGAAAAGAGGAAGCGGGAUCUGGGCCAAGCCACAUCUGAUAAGAACUUUGUCGAGGAGGAAAAGAGGAUCUUGAGGCAGUGCAUUGAGUGAUGGAGGAGUCGAGCCUCAGUGAUGCUCAGAGAUGAGUCUGAGGAAAGACUGCUCGCUUGUAGAGAACUGAGAGCUCACCGUGGGUUUUAUGGGUGUUUUAUGUUGCUAUAUACGUGCAUGUGCCUGUAAUCAGUGUAUCAGGCAAUAUGUAGUGAAUAAAAUAAAACACUCUGGGAUUUAGAACAUGUUGUUAUAGAGAAAUAAUAAUGAUGUGAUGAAGCUAAGUCACUGCUACCACCUAGAAGUUGAUUACUUUCCUAUAACAGCAUGUCACGAAGUGUUUUAUUCCUCUUAUAUUACAGCGAUUUACUUUACAAAAAACAAAAAAAAAACUUUUGUCAGAAUUCUGUGUUUGUGUUAUGUUUGCUGUGAAUGAUUUCAAAUCUGUUGUAGAAGAUUAAAUUCAGUCAGGUUGAGAGUCA
This is a messenger RNA of Ictalurus punctatus (channel catfish), 1230 nucleotides long. RefSeq names its product chromosome 15 C1orf52 homolog (gene c15h1orf52). The record is from RefSeq and is a predicted model, not a curated record. Bases 137 to 808 code for a protein of 223 amino acids. The transcript is spliced from 3 exons. NCBI's taxonomy places the organism in Eukaryota, Metazoa, Chordata, Actinopteri, Siluriformes, Ictaluridae.